Molecule: messenger RNA, 1064 nt
Organism: Danio rerio (zebrafish)
Lineage: Eukaryota; Metazoa; Chordata; Actinopteri; Cypriniformes; Danionidae
Source: RefSeq, a predicted model, not a curated record
UGCGUGAACCUUACCGGCUCCACGUGGAGGAAACCUCUUUCUUCAAAGCAAACAGUGAUACUCUCAAUAAGGUCAAGGCUGCAGAUUAUUCAAGGAACCGCUAUAAAUAGGUCUGAGAAAUCCAACUGGAGUCAUUUUAGUGUGCAAAACUAGACCUGAGACAACAUCAACCAUUUCAAAUUGGGAGUAAAUCAGCAGAAAUGAGAAAACACCUUCAUCCUCAUGGGAUUCUCUUCAAUAUCUUGACUCGUAAACCUGAAUUUGCGUACUUCACUUCUCCAGAACCAUGCCACUGUAACUUUGAGUGCUUUGUGAGUUUGAAAAACCCAGAGAUCACUUGCCCUGCUGCUUUUCAGGUCCUGACGAAAAGCAUUCACUUCAUGCAGAGCUCACUUUCCCACCAAAAUCUGUCUUCCAGUGAGAGGCUCUGUCUUCUUCAGAAACGAUGGGUUCCUCUCUUUAUUCUGGGUCUUGCGCAAGAGAACAUCUCUUUUGAGGUGAUGGACUUUCCAGUUGGCAGCAUCCUUAGAAACAUACUGCUGAGCGGUCAGCAGAAACCAGACGACUGUCCGCUCACUCUGGCUAAAGUGAACAAACUCAAGAUGUUUCUAGACAAAGUAUGGAGUCUGCAGCUGAGUUUGAAAGAGUAUGCCUGUCUUAAGGGAGCUAUACUGUUCAGUCAAGUUUUAGAUAGCCCUGGACUGAAGAGCUCAUUAGUGAUAGCAGGACUGCAGGAGGAGUUUGCACAUGACCUGCACAUGCUUAUUCUCUCCCGUCAGCGCUCCGAAGAACACUGGACAAUCAUGGACGUUUUGUUUACAGCCUGCACUUUACAGAUGGAGGCCAGAAGCAUGGUGACAGAACUGUUUUUCAGACCCAUCAUGGGCAAGAUGGAUAUCCAGGAACUUCUCAAUGAGAUUAUCAACAACAAUGUAGGAUUAUAAACACAUUUAACUGAAUGUUUGACAAACUAAAAGAUACAACGUCUUUUUUUUUGGCAUAGAUAUGCAUAUUACAUUUUUACAAAUAAAAGCCCAAAAUACUUUAUACCAAGAGUUGUUGUU